Molecule: messenger RNA, 1122 nt
Organism: Stegastes partitus (bicolor damselfish)
Lineage: Eukaryota; Metazoa; Chordata; Actinopteri; Pomacentridae
Product: probable G-protein coupled receptor 151
Exons: 1
Coding region: 1-1122 (373 amino acids)
Biological process (GO): G protein-coupled receptor signaling pathway
Cellular component (GO): plasma membrane
Molecular function (GO): G protein-coupled receptor activity
Source: RefSeq, a predicted model, not a curated record
AUGGAUAUUAACCGACCGGCAAAUGUCUCCUUCUUUGAUUUCAUCGGAGGAGUCCAACUUCUCCAGGGGGAGGACACCAGGACAGCGGUUCCCGUCAUCCUCAUCGGGAUCUGCGUCUCCGGAGCGGUUGGGAAUUUGCUCGUUUUGCUGAUUUUCAUCCGCGACUUCAGGAGCGGCAGAGGCUCCGAGGUGAAGGCGCUGCUCGCCUCUCUGGCGUCCACGGACUUGAUGAUCCUGCUGCUGUGCGCCCCGGUGCGCGCAGUCACCUACUACAAGCAGAGCUGGACCCUGGGGAGUUUCGUGUGCACCACCACGGACUGGUUCCAGCACUCGUGCGUAAUUGCAAAAACUUUAAUCCUCGCCGCCACCACCAGAGCCAAGCACACCCUGGUCCCCAGCACCGCCACGGGGCCCUUCUACAGCCCGACGUGGAUCCACGGAGCCCUGGCGUUCAUUUGGAUAGUGUCCAUGAUGUUUCCCAUCCCUCAGCUGCUCUUCGCCUCUUUGGUGCAACACGGCCGGGACACUAUUUGCGUCUCCGAGAUGCCAGUGUGCGCGUCUGACUUCAUGAGUUUGUUCUACAAGAUUUAUCCAACUGCAACCUUCGUGGUGCCGGCCAUCUUCACGGUGGCCUACUACACCAAGAUGCUGCACGCUGCGGUGAACCACGCACCGAGCCCGCAGCACCAGAGCAAGGUGAUCCUGGUUUUACUGUGUCUGAGUGGCGCGCUGGGGCUGCUGCUGCUGCCGGAGUGGGGGACGUUCACCUGGAUCCGACUCGGCUACGUCAGGCCUCCUGUGGGGCUGCUCAUCUUCGGCCAGGUCCUCCUUUACGCAUGCAGCUCCCUGUCGCCGGUUAUCCUCAUGACCAUGUACGAAGACGUGCGCCAAGGGCUGAUCCACAUCUGGUUCGUCGCCACCUGCAGGAGCAAAAAGCGCGUCCCGAACAAACAGUGUCCGAAAACGGAGGGCAACGGAGCGGAGGUCGGAGCCAACGCCGUCGUUAACGCGCAGGAGAAGACGUUCCCAGAUGUGGAGCACUUUUGGACAGGGCGCAGGAAUACGCACGUCGAAGAGGAGCAGGAUCCGGUUCCAUGGGAGAGAGAGGAGAAGAUGUUGUAG